Messenger RNA from Kluyveromyces lactis, 915 nucleotides. RefSeq names its product putative pyridoxal kinase BUD17 (gene BUD17). The record is from RefSeq and is a predicted model, not a curated record. Gene Ontology annotation, cellular component: cytosol. The transcript has a single exon. Gene Ontology annotation, molecular function: pyridoxal kinase activity. Bases 1 to 915 code for a protein of 304 amino acids. NCBI's taxonomy places the organism in Eukaryota, Fungi, Ascomycota, Saccharomycetes, Saccharomycetales, Saccharomycetaceae. Gene Ontology annotation, biological process: pyridoxal 5'-phosphate salvage.
AUGGUUUCUGGGAAGAAAGUUCUUUCAAUUCAGUCACAUGUGGUUCAUGGAUAUGUUGGGAAUAAGGCUGCUACUUUCCCGUUACAAUGCAAAGGAUGGGAUGUCGAUGCUUUGAAUACGGUUCAGUUUAGUAAUCAUCCAGCCUACGGGUUUCUUUCUGGGUUCAAGUCCCGUAGUGAGGAUUUGGAACGAAUCAUUCAAGAUGGGCUGCUAUCAGGAUUAAAGAUCCAUUAUGAUGCAGUACUAACGGGUUAUCUGCCGGAUACACAGGGGCUUAAGAAGAUUGGAGCACUUUUGGUAAAGCUCUGUAACGAUGAUCCCAGCUUAAAAUGGAUUUUGGACCCUGUGCUCGGGGAUAAUGGCAAGUUGUAUGUGCCCGAAGAUACGGUAGAUAUAUAUAAGCAGAUAUUGAAAGAUGGGUCCGUGUAUCUGGCAACGCCAAACCAAUUUGAAUUGGAGGUUUUGACCGGCACGGUUAUUGCAGAUUUGAAUUCGCUUAAGAACGCCUUGAAUAAAUUCCAUGUUCUGUAUCCCAAAGUGCGGUACUUGGUUGUCACCAGUGUCAAUUGGCCAUCGUCUGCGGAUGAUGACAGUUUUGUUUCGGCUUGUACAGAUUUUACGGAAUAUUGGUAUUUCAAUAUACCAAAGAUCAAUGCGCAUUUCUCAGGUAGUGGAGAUUUAUUCAGCGCAAUUAUCAUGGACUUGCUUCUAUCGUCUGAGACCGUAGAACUUCCAUUGGCAUUGAACAGUGCUUUAUCUCUGGUGGACGGUGUGCUCAGACGAACUUAUGAUCUGACUUCCAAACCGGCACAGUCAGACGAUACUCCAUUCAAGAUAAACGAUUUGAAGAUUAUUCAAUGUAAGGAUCUCUUUAGAUCGUACCCAGUGCCAAAUUUUGUAGCUCACAAGUUAUAG